This is a messenger RNA of Indicator indicator, 1695 nucleotides long. RefSeq names its product interferon lambda receptor 1 (gene IFNLR1). The transcript is spliced from 7 exons. Gene Ontology annotation, molecular function: protein binding. The coding region runs from base 1 to 1695 and encodes 564 amino acids. Lineage: Eukaryota; Metazoa; Chordata; Aves; Piciformes; Indicatoridae. The record is from RefSeq and is a predicted model, not a curated record.
AUGUCCUCCUGGAGAGCCAGCGUCCUGAUGGCACUGUGCUUCCUGCAGCAGGCUGGAGGUCAGGGGAAACUCCCUGCUCCUCAAAACGUGACUCUGCUGUCCAAGGAUUUUGACAUGAUUCUGAUGUGGACUCCAGGAGAAGGCUCCCCACCAGGGGUGACAUACACUGUGAGGUAUGAGAGCCAGCAGCACCUGAGCAAGUGGAUGAAGGUUCCUCACUGCAAAGCCAUUCAGAGAACCUCCUGCAACCUGACCUGUGAGCUCCCAAACUACUUUGUCAAAGCUCGAGCUCGAGUCAAAGCUGUUUGGGGAAGCUCUCAGUCCCCAUGGGUGGAAUCAGAAUUCAAGGAGUACCACCUGGAUGUGGAACUGGCUCCCCCAGUGCUGAAUGUGACCCUGGAGGACAACUCCAUCCACGUGAAGGCCUCCUUCCCCUUGGCCUCCUGUGUGGAGAGCCUGGUUUGGAUGUAUGACCUGAAGCUUUGGAAAGCUGGCUCUGAAGACAAGGCAACAUGUAAAAGAUACUUCAGGAAGCAAACAGCAACCAUUAACACCACUGCCCUUCAGGGCAACUACUGCCUGAGUGCCAGGUCCUCCUUCCAAAGCAUUGACUUCAAGCACAGCCAGUUCUCCCAACCACUCUGUGUGCUACUGAACCACAAAGCAGUGGAAUGGAAGUUGCCCUUUGCUGUCACCAUCCCUGUGUUUGUCCUGCCCAUCUUCCUCAGCAGCCCCUUCAUCAUCUGCUUGCUGAAACAAGAUGCCAAGCAGAAGAAGGUGCCUCAUGCUCUGGAUUUAUCUCCCCUGAAAGCUGCUGGAGCAGACCUUCACUGUGAGCUCAGCACAAAGGAGUUCCUCAGGGACUAUCUCAUCUGCACACAGCUGCCAGUGUCCCAAGGGAAGACAACCAAAGCUUCAGCAAGAAACAGCCUACCACGCAUGGCUUCUUUCCUAUCAUCAUCAUCGGAGGAGGAGGGGGAGGAAGACAGCAGUGCUUUCAUCCCAUACAUUAGAAUGCCUUAUUUUCCCAAGAGACAUCUCAACUCUCAACCAUCCAGGACAGAUCAGGGGAAAAGCAGCUUGGACUCUGGAACUGGAGAUCUCUCUGUGGGCAGUGAGUCUGAGCCUGACCUAAGCACCUUGGGUUUUACUUUCUUUCCACUGAGGAAGAGUGAGGAGGACACCUCGGGAUCCCAAGCCAGUGAGAAGUCAUCCCUUUCCCACAGCUCCUCCCUGGGAAGAAUCUCUCUCACUGAUGUGAGAUUCCCAGGUCCUGAGGAGCAUGGGCAGCAGGGUGCAGGCAGGGAGGGAUGCCUGGAUGUGACCCCACGUCAAACACUGGCAGAGGGCACUUGUGCCACGCUUACAGGUGCCCAUCACCGCCUGCCUGGGCAGGACCUUCACUGCACCAGGUGUUCCCAGGGAGCAGCAGCUGAGCUGCACACCCAGCUGGGGGAGACAGCCCAGCUCCAGGAGCAGCCCAGCAGCCAGCUGCUCACUUCCUUCCAGACACUGCAGGUGGCAGAAGACGAAGGCAUUGCCAGCGACUGUGACAGCGACACUCCGGCAGCAGGGACACCUCCUGCGCCCAGGGGGCUGGGUGAGGCGUUGGGCACCGCGGGUGUGGAGGGAAAACUUCACCAGGGGGUGAGAUUCAAAGGCUAUGAGCAUGCACAUUACAUGGUAAGGAGCUAG